AUGGGUCGUCCUCUGGCUUACACCUUUCUCAGAUCUCGUCUUCUUCAGAGAUGGGCACUUAAGGGUCCGAUGAGCUUAAUUGAUCUAGAGAAUAACUAUUUCAUUGUGAAGUUCCUUUAUGAGGAAGAUAUGAGAUACGUGCUCACUGGUGGUCCUUGGCAAAUUACUGGCCAAUACAUUGUGACACAUAAAUGGAAGCCUGGGUUUAAUGCGAAGGAGGAGAAGAUCACCCAUAUGACUGCUUGGGUUCGAAUUAAUGGGCUAAACGUUGAAUAUUUUCAUGUUGAUGUUAUGGAAAAAAUUGGAAAUCUUGUUGGUGCUACGGUCAAGGUGGAUGCUCAUACUCUCAGUCAAGCUUGUGGUAAGUUUGCUCGAAUUUGUGUAGAACUUGAUUUGGCUAAGCCUCUUACCCCAUUCAUUGAGAUUGAAGGUUGUACUUAUAGGGUUGUGUAUGAGGGAAUUAAUUUGGUUUGCUUUGAAUGUGGGUGUUAUGGGCAUGCUAGAGAUACUUGCCCUAUUAUUUUGCAAGUCAAACAGCAGGUUGAUGUGAAUUUAGAUACUGCUAUAAUGGAGGCUGAGGUUCUAGCAAAGAUGCACGAGGAAUGGAUGUUGUUGAAGCCCAGGAAUUUUAGGAAUAAGAGCAUGAAUGAUAUAGGGAAGGGUGCUGAGCUUAGCAAGAGGAAUACAAAUGAUGCUGGUACUAAAGCUGUUAGUCAUGUCUUUGGUUCUCGUUUCAAUGUGUUGACUGAGGAGGGUUCUUCUGCUAAUACUUAUUCUGCUAAAACAAAAAGUGAUGGGGUGAAAUCUUCUUCCUCUCGUGACUUUGGCACUUGGGUGUUUAAAAAACCUCUUAAGGACAUUACCAAUUCCAUGGUAGCUACAUCUGGUGGUGGUGGUGUUAAAAGUGGUUAUGUUUUAAGAAGGCCUUGGAAGAACAAAGUUGGGGCUAAACCUUUCUCUUGUCAUGAUAUUGAACUUGUGGGGCUGAAAGUCAAAGGCUCUGAUGUUCAAGAUGAUGUUCGGGGGAAGUUUUCUUUUAAUUUGGGUGGCUAUCUUUUUCCAAAGUUGCCUUUGGGUAAGGGAGGCUUAUUGUUUGGUCAUGAACCUCCUGAUAUCAGUGAGAUGGGAAUUAAUGUGGUUGAGCUUUCUUAUGUGAGUGAUAUGGAUCAUCAGGGUAAUUUCCCUGAACAUUGUGAGUCUGAUACUGGUCUGGAAGCUGAUAGCUCUUUUGAGCAUGAUGGUUUUGAAGCUGUUGAGGUUGAGCAUGUGCAGAUUUAG
Molecule: messenger RNA, 1278 nt
Organism: Prunus armeniaca (apricot)
Lineage: Eukaryota; Viridiplantae; Streptophyta; Magnoliopsida; Rosales; Rosaceae
Source: the annotation of a GenBank genome assembly